Molecule: messenger RNA, 4381 nt
Organism: Mercenaria mercenaria
Lineage: Eukaryota; Metazoa; Mollusca; Bivalvia; Venerida; Veneridae
Product: scavenger receptor class F member 1-like
Exons: 6
Coding region: 1062-2249 (395 amino acids)
Molecular function (GO): scavenger receptor activity
Source: RefSeq, a predicted model, not a curated record
GCCGGGACAGACUUCUGGAAAGUCAUUGGCCCUGACCAGAGCUUUUGCACUAGGUCCGACGAUUUCUGAGCAACUGCCGGACCGUACGUCCGAAGCUUUGUGAAUUAAGAAAUAUUCUAUCGGAAUACGAAUCCAGUCGUAUCAUGUCAAUCAUUCAGGAUACAAUUCCUAUUGUAUCUGACCAAUGCCUCACUACUGACACAUUCUUCUCACAUAUUUUAAGUAUUUACAUUUUAUUAGAAGUAGCUCUUCUUAGGAAACCAAAAAAGAGGCGACUCUCUGACCGGAAAAUUUUCGUUUGGACAACAUUUUUGGCAUUGGCGGUCCGAACUUUUCAUAAGUUUGCGGGAGCAGUUUUCACGUGCGCCAGGCUUCUGGGGUGCAGUGAUAUUCAAAUCCUCUGGUGUAUUAUUAAAGACAAAAAUAUUUUACAACGAAAACCUACAGCCAAAACAUGACCGUGCAGGGGCGCUGCCAUUUUGAUUCCUGUAUAAUUACAGUUACAGUAUCGUAUUGGAUUUAAUCAUAUUUUAUUGCUAAUAUAAAUCUAGAACAUGCAAUACAUUAUACACAUAACACAGUAAAACAAACACACAUAUGAUGAAGAUGAUUUAAGUACAGUCUCGUAACGUACAUGAUCCGUGUAUAAUAGCCGUUACUGUACCGUACCUUUCUCUACAACUACUGUAGCGCCUCUUGGCGUGUGCGACCAUAGAAACAAAUUUUGAUAUUUUUUUCUCAAAACCAGUAAAAAAGUUUCAGGUCGGGGGAAAAUGGUUCAGGUCGGUCGGGAGACUGGAAAAACACCUAUUUUUUGGCCUUAAGAAGGAAGUUUAAUUUACUUGAAUUGUCACACUCGUCCACUUAUCUACUGAAGUGAAGGGCAUUUAUAUUUCGUAUAUUUUGGUUUAAACAUAUUUUAUUUUGCAAUAUUUUUACAACAUGAUUACAAAUAUACAAUAAAAGAUUGGACAGGAAGCUUUAUAAGCUUAAGGUUGUCCUCUCCCUUUGUAUAUUUUGGAUUUAUACAUAUUAUUUGACAGGAAACCAGACGUAUCACAAUGAUAUUGUCAUCAGCAGUGCUUUCGUUAUUGUUAUGUUACUUUGAUGUCUCCUCUCAGGCUUGUAACGAAUGUGACUGUUGUGAAGGAGAUAACGCAUGUGUUGCAGAAACAAAAUCUUGUAUGAACGGAUGUAUAGCAGGAUUCUGGGGAGAUAAAUGCAUAAAUUCCUGCCCUAAAAACUGCAUCACAUGCACAAGUGACAUUGACUGUACAGAAUGCAUGUCCGGAUUUUGGGGUACACAGUGCACAUCAUCAUGCGGGAAGGGUUGUGUUAACAACACGUGUUUACAGUCAGGAAAUUGCGAUUGUAAAUCAACCAAUUUUGAUUCCGGACGUUGUAGGAGUUGUAUCAAAGGAAAAUUUGGUGUCGACUGUGAUGAAAGUUGUCCAAGCAACUGCGGUAGUUGUCUUUCAAAAACGCACUGCAAUUGGUGCAAAAAUAGGUACUAUGGUUCUAUUUGUCAAUUUGAGUGCUCUGUUGGAUGCUCUACUGGUACAUGUAAAAAGAAUGAUGGUACUUGUAGUAGUUGCAAAACCGGUUUUACUGGAAAUAAAUGCGAUUCGUGCAUCACAGCGAAACAUGGAGCAAACUGUGACUUAGACUGUCCACGCAGUUGCUUUUGCGAGAACGAAUGUACGUCCACAUGUAAAUCAGUUAAAGGAAAACGUUCGUGCAACGCAUAUGAUGGAUAUUGUAUAUAUGGUUGUCUAGACGGAUUCCAUGGCGAAAUGUGUGACAAAAAGUGCAGUGAUAAAUGUGUUAAUGCAACAUGCCUUCAGACCACUGCGCAAUGUUUGUACGGCUGUAAUGAGGGCUUCAGUGGAUCACAGUGUACGCAAGCAAAGAAACAUGUUCGUCAAGACGGCCAUACAACUAGUGAAAUGAUAGGGGCAACAUUUGGAGCAGGACUGUUUGGUUUACUAAUUGGAAUUGUGUUCACAUUUGUUUUCAUUACAUGGAAAAGAAGAAGGAACGAAAAGAAAGGUGAUGAAAUCAAUGGAAAUCCAGGAGACGGAAUUGAGAUCAUGGCAACACAGGAUAGAGAUGGUUCUAACAAUGUUGACUAUGAAAAUGAAAUGCCUGCGACAUACGAAGAAUUAAAAGAGCGCGAUGAGAGGACAUAUAGCGAGAUAACUUCAAACCAACAGAUGUCUCAUCAAGCGGCGGAAUACAUAAACUGUUGAAUAGGUCUAAUUUAUUCACAGCAAUAUUUUAACUGAUCAUUUUACAUAUGGUUGAAUUGUCAGUUCUACUUUUUAAUUAUCAGAAGUUCCAAAAUAUGUUUGAAUUAAUUAUUAGAUCAGCAAACUGUCAAUAUUUUCUCAACUAUAUGGCAUGUGAUGGCAUGUGCCUAGUUAAUUGCUAAUUUUCAGCAGUGGACAAGUAGGGUAAGAGACAUGGUAUUCAAUGAAAACUUUCAAAAAGCAUCCCUUUCAAUACACUCCUUUAAUUAGUGGUGUUGAUUGUGAGUCCGGUUGCGGUGCGCUCGACGCAGGCAUGGAAAUAUGUAUUUGUUGUAUGUACGUACGUUUAGUAGUCAAAUUGUGCAUUAAAUUGUGCGUGCCUGCAUGCAUAACUCCAACUUUGUCACUUUGACAUGUAUAAAACAUUUUUUUUCUAUUUUGCAGAUAUAUUUGCCCUAAUGAGACAGAGUAUUAUGCACCAAGCCUCUAUCUCAAUGUAGGUCAAAGUUUGGACUCGUAGUUCUAGCCAGAUAUGUUCACGGCCGUAAUUGUGAAAUGUGUGGAGCAGCAAUCUUUAUUCGACAAAUGUUUAAUGCAAUAUGUCAAACGCAAUACAACUGUGCCCGUCUAAUAAUUCGGGUCUGAAUUAUCGUGUUACUAUUUCAGAUUGUGUCCGACAUUUGACUUCAGGCACUCGUUCUUUAUUUGCAGAAAGGUCUCCCACAAUGAGACGACGUGUAGCAUGCAAUUACCGGGAUCCUCUCCCAAAAGCCAAAGUCACACUCGGAAUCAAAGGUCAUGUCAGACAUUGCCUAAAACGUACUUUGUCGUGCACAGAUCCGUUAAUUGAUAGAACUGAUUUAGACGGUGUGUUUCAAAUAAUGGCUAUACACUGUUGUCAUUUCUUUAAUCAAAUUAUAGUGAGUGCGUGAGUGAGUGAGUGAGUGAGUGCGUGAGAGAAGAGCUUAUGGUAGAUGAACACAAAAAUGCAUAUAUCGCCGAGAAAAUAUGUAUUUAAAACGUAGAUGGAAAGUCGUCUAUAAAACAUAUACUUGGAUAGAGAGUGGUGUCAUAGUUUCAAGAGUACACUGCCUACAAGUUAUGUUUUCUGUAUGUUUAUGUAACAUUUGUCCCGUAUUUUCCCCCGUAGUCUUGUUGUAAAUAGUUAUGUUUAGGAAUUAUUCUUCAGCUAAUAAAACUCAUAUAAAUCAUAUCUAAAAGUCCUAUCAUAACAUAUAUUACUUAUUUUCUUUGUGCCAUUCGCAUUUAUUGACCAAAAAACAGGUUUUAUAUAAUGAAGUGUACAGUAACUGAACAAAACAUUGUCCCGUGACGAUUUAAUUAGAUAAAAUUAAGUAUUUAUAGUUUGUAUAAAAGCAUUAUAUGGUAAUUUUAAAUUAGAUUGUGAUGAUAAAGGUGAUUUCGUUCAUAUAGUAUCAGUAUCUUCGUUUCCACUAAUACCAACAGGACUUCGAACCCAAUAAAUUAUGACAGACUUUUUUGAGAGUGCAAAAACCUUAAUGAUGCAUGGUGUUCUCGGUAUCUCGAAUAUUAAAAUUCAGGGCGAUUUACCUCGAGAUAAUCAAAUUUGAUAGGUGUGUUUUGAUAACCUCUUAUACAUGUAAUUUAAUAGAAAAAAGUGGAAGCUUCACAGGUCGCCCAACACGACAAAAACGAAAAUGUUGCAGGCUCGGUUUGAUUGAGCCUGUUCAUGGACGGUAGUGGAAAUGCAUGCUACCGUCCACGCCCUCUAGCCCCGGGUUGAGCAGAACUCAACAUUUACACAUGCUAAAACACAUUUUAAGAGAACUCGAGAAUUUGAAUCGCAUUUGUCAUUUGCACUAAUCACGUCUUUAUGUGAAUAAAAAGCUUUGGGCUUGGGUGGUUCCAACGUUUCGGCUUUCAUCUCUUUGGGUGAUGUGUUAAUAUUGAUAAUAUGUAAGGUGCAUUAUCUGUUUGAGUGAUUAUAGACAUUUCGUUUUUAGUGUAUAUUUAUGUUCUUUUUAUUUCAAGAAAGACACAAGUAAGGUUGUAUAUAAUUGUUUGUAAAUUUCUUACUGUAUUAUCAUCUGGAAAUUAAGAUAUUCCUGUCAUUAUUAUUAUUGUAUUUAUUAUUAUUAUUAUCAUGAUAA